This is a messenger RNA of Leishmania braziliensis MHOM/BR/75/M2904, 636 nucleotides long. RefSeq lists its product as hypothetical. Bases 1 to 636 code for a protein of 211 amino acids. Lineage: Eukaryota; Euglenozoa; Kinetoplastea; Trypanosomatida; Trypanosomatidae. The record is from RefSeq and is a predicted model, not a curated record. The transcript has a single exon.
AUGAAGUCGACGCCUACUUCGGCUUCGUUGCCGGUGGCUCAGUCGCACUCUUCCGACACUCGCGAUGUGUUGCAGGAGGCACUCACAAACUUUGUGACGGACAGUAUGUACGACAGACCUCAGAUCAUUCUCGAGUACAUGGAAUCAUGGGCCCGCAAGCAGCUGCUCCAGCAGGAGGGAAGGGGGGCGGCGGUAGCUGUGACCAGGAAGGUGUCGCGCUUGUCUAUCACCCCCACUACCGGCGAUGCGGUGACACAGGCAGUGGCCUUCUGUGAGACUUCCAACGAAGCGGAUCCGGUGGAGGAGGCGGAGGCGGCGAACCGGCUGCGUAAACUCGCGGAGCACCGCCAAAAACAAUACGGAGACAUAGCGCAGGGUUGCCUUGAUCAAUACCUCAUCUCGCUCGAAGACAGCGACGGGGACGUGUUCUACAUAAGCCAACUCCGGCGCAAGAUGGACGAGUCUCGCCUGCAGGCGAGGAGCGCGCGGACUGACACCGCUGUCGUUGCAGCGCAGCUGAAGGCAAUCGAAGAAGGUGAGGGGUCAAUGACGGGUAAGGUGCGCGAGCAGGCGGCGCUCCUCUACGAGUACGAGCAGCGAUGGGCGCAUGAGAAACCGAAGAGGAACCAUGCCUGA